Messenger RNA from Salarias fasciatus (jewelled blenny), 2545 nucleotides. It is a transcript of the gene rsbn1, whose product is annotated as round spermatid basic protein 1. The record is from RefSeq and is a predicted model, not a curated record. The coding region runs from base 1 to 2379 and encodes 792 amino acids. The transcript is spliced from 7 exons. Lineage: Eukaryota; Metazoa; Chordata; Actinopteri; Blenniiformes; Blenniidae. Gene Ontology annotation, cellular component: nucleus.
AUGCGCACUGAGCCUCCCGAGUCCUUUAAAUGUACUGUACGUGCAAAGAUGGCAGCUCAAGUCGACUUGCUCUGCGCGAAAGUGGAAGACAAAAACACGGCGAGGGACCGUUUUGACAGGUGCAUCAAAGAAAAGAAAAAGAAGAAGAGGAGAGAGCUGUCGCCGUCGGCUGACAAACGGGUCAAGUCCGAGAAAGACGCGAAGAAAGUGAAGCUCCAUCAUCAUCACCUCCACCACCAUCACCACAACCAGCAGCACGCUGAGCUGAGGAUCCCUCCGCCGCAUCAGCUGCAGCAGAAUCCCAAAGCCCACAACUUCUCCUCGGAGAAACAUGUCCUGCUCGUCCACCACCACAACGGCAACCUCAGCAACGGCACCAAGAAGAACUUACAGGCGGCGUUCCCCCUGCCCGCUGCCCGGAGGAAGGCGCCGGAGCAGCCGCAGAAGAAGCCGCCGGUGGUCUCGCAGCCACCUGCACUCCUCGCCGCUGUCACGCCUCUCAAAGUGGUCAAGGCCAAGGACAAGGAAUUUAAAGAAAAGCGUCGUGAUAAGGACAUAAAACUGAAGGUGAAGAAGGAAAACACCGAGGCUAACGUGAAACACGCGGAGCUGAAGAAAAAGAAGGAUGCACGGCCCCACAAUGGGAGUGGAAAAUCUCUCACACUGGAAGAAUUCAUCCUGAAAAAGAAAAAGAAGAAAAGGAAGCACCAUGAGGAGGAGCACCACAGUGCAAAGAAGGUUCGACACUUGCACAACAAAGCCGUUCAGACUGUGUGUUCAGGUCCUGGAGCGGAUCUCGGGAUGCCCGUCCGCCCCAAUCCUUCUCUUCCGGGCAAGGUGAAACACGAAAACAAUCGCCAUGGUGGCAGAGAACCCGUUAACCACCACCCACCCUACCUCCAUGCUCUCAAACUGGGUCACGUCCCCUUUCUGUCCCAUCAAGACCAUUACAUCCGCAGCUCCUACCUUCAGACUGGUACCAGGUACGGGCGCUUCAUUCACGAGGAGAAGCAGGCCAAUGGUGGAGGGUUAGUUCUGCACGCCUAUGCUGAUGAGUUGGCCUGUCUCGGUCCUGCUGAGAUGGAGUGCUUUGCCCAGGAGUUUCUGGAGCUGGCCUUUGCCGAGAAGUCGAGGGGUGCGUCCGCCUACGCACUGGCCGUGGUGCACAGUGCGGCUGCUUACCUGCCCGACUUCCUGGACUACUUUGCCUUCAACUUCCCCAACACACCCGUGAAAAUGGAGAUACUGGGAAAGAAAGACAUUGAGACGACUACUAUCGCCAACUUCCACUCUCAGGUGAACCGGACGUACUGUUCAGGAACUUAUCGCGCUGGACCCAUGAGGCAGAUCAGCCUGGUGGGAGCCGUGGACGAAGAAGUCGGGGAUUAUUUCCCAGAGUUCCUUGACAUGCUGGAGGAAUCGCCAUUUCUCAAGAUGACUCUGCCGUGGGGAAGCCUCUCCAGCCUGAAGCUGGACUGUCGCUCUCAGAGUGACGAUGGGCCCAUCAUGUGGGUGCGACCGGGAGAACAAAUGGUUCCCACCGCUGACAUGCCCAAGUCUCCAUUCAAACGGCGCAGGUCCAUGAACGAGAUCAAGAACCUGCACUACCUGCCGAGGACCAGCGAGCCCAGAGAGGUUCUCUUUGAGGACCGGACGAAGGCGCACGCCGACCACGUGGGCCAGAGCUUCGACUGGCAGAGCACUGCUGCCGUGGGCGUCCUGAAGGCCGUGCACUUUGGAGAAUGGAAUAACAGAUCUCGCAUCACCAAAGACGUAGUUUGCUUCGACGCCGGGGACUUCAAUGACGUUGUCCAGAGACUGCAGCUGGAUCUGUAUGAGCCGCCAGUGUCUCAGUGCGUCCAGUGGGUCGAUGACGCCAAGCUGAACCAGCUGAGGCGGGAGGGCAUUCGCUACGUCCGAGCCCAGCUCUGCGACGACGACAUCUACUUCAUCCCGAGAAACGUCAUCCACCAGUUCAAGACGGUGUCCGCGGUCUGCAGCCUGGCCUGGCACAUCCGCCUCAAGCAGUACCACUCGGAGGACCCGGACAAGAAGGACGAGCAGCGGCCCAACGACGCCAGCCCCGCCUCCGGCCGAGUGUCCUUCUCCUCCCCCGCCCGGCCCGACACCACCGUCACCCCGUGCGCCCGGCCGCCGGGCGACGGUUUCCACGGCGGCGUGGCCAAAACGGAAGAGCCGGAGUUUCAGCGGCCGGCGACGCCCUCCCAGGAGCGCCAGCCGGCGCCCCCGCAGCCCACCAAGUCUGCUCACCCCCCCUCGGCGUACCAGGACCGCCACCUUUUCUUAGCGCCAGUUCACUCCGGGUGUUCCAGGGAAGCGGCGCUGCCCGGCGCUCACACUGCAGACUUCCCUAAAUGACCCGUCUCCCCUCUGUCCCCCCCCGCCACAGCCUCACUUUCUGAGGGGAGGAGGUAUGUACAAACUAUAAAACCUGACAGCCGUGUCAAUCAGGAAGCCUUUACAUGUAAAUUAUUCUUCAAGGUUUUUUUCUGAAAUAUUUAAGCUCUCCCUGUUAUAAAAUGUU